AUGAACAUGAACAAUAUUCAGCAAGUGAUCGAUAGUUGCAGUGAUGAGAAUUGGAAAGAUAUUUUGAACGAUCCCAGAUCGAAAUCAUCACUGGACAAGAGUAUCCGAAGUAUCGAGAUUACUUUGGACAUGUCCGGAUCGUAUUUUCGAGGUGUAAAUGGUGAGCAGAUAUCGUUAGAAUACUUCAACGAAGGGUUCAAGUGUAGAUUCAACCCAUCUUCCGAGGGGAGCGCAUAUGGAGACGGUAUGGCAAGGUUUACUUUGAGAAUCAAUUUUCCAGGGAAGCUGGGUACGAAGGGGUCGGAGAAGAGUGAUUUCCAAUAA
Molecule: messenger RNA, 324 nt
Organism: Kwoniella mangroviensis CBS 8507
Lineage: Eukaryota; Fungi; Basidiomycota; Tremellomycetes; Tremellales; Cryptococcaceae
Exons: 1
Coding region: 1-324 (107 amino acids)
Source: RefSeq, a predicted model, not a curated record